AGUAGAUGAUCUCUGAUUGUGCAAGACAGAGAUAAGCCAGAAAACCCCAAAUAAAGCUCAAAAUUACAGCUUUUAGUGGAAACUAAAGGACUUAUUUUUUCCUUUUGGCAGGCUGGUCCUUCAGAUAAAAAUCCAGCCAUCUUCUGUUUCAAUUCUUCUCUACUACGUUCUGUCACGCUGGCUGUCAGAAAAGCCAAUGAAGUGAUAAGAUUUUCACUGUGCACGAAGCAGGUAAAGGUGCUGGCUUCAGGGCUGAUGACUCAGAGCUGUCAGCUCCAUGAUUAGGACUGUUUUGCCUCCUGGCUGCCUCUUCCAGGAUCUUUUUCCUGAUUUUUACCUUCAUUGGUGAUACAGCUGCCAGGAAACCCUGCCAUCAAUUUCUUAGAGGUGAAAGAGACCCUUUGGUUCUCCUAGAACAAAGACUUGGAGAGCUAAUCUUGGAAAACUUUGGAGAUCUUGGACUUAGCAAUGACUAUUCUUCAGCCUUUCAGUGCUUUGCUCCUUUGUCUAUCACUGAUGAUGGCAACAAGUUCACUUACCACAGAUAAACCUGAAGAGAAAAUGUAUUCAUGUCCCAUCAUUCAGUGUAGUGCUCCUGCAGUCAACGGAUUACCAGGCAGAGAUGGAAGAGAUGGUCCCAAAGGUGAAAAGGGAGACCCAGGAGAAGGAUUGAGAGGUCUGCAGGGUUUGCCAGGAAAAGCAGGACCUCCAGGAUUAAAAGGAGAGGUGGGACCACAAGGAGUGAAAGGUCAAAAAGGAGAACGUGGAAUUGUUGUGACUGAUGACCUGCAACGACAAAUAACUGCUUUGGAAGCGAAAAUACGAAUACUGGAAGAUGACUUAAUCAGAUACAAAAAAGCCAUGAUUUUAAAGGACAUCGUGAACGUUGCUAAAAAAAUGUUUGUCGCAACUGGAAAGAAAGAUAAUUUUGAAAAGGGAAAAUCCCUUUGUGCAAAAGCCGGAGGUAUGCUUGCCUCUCCUCGGAAUGAGGCUGAAAAUACAGCUUUAAAAGACUUAGUUAGCCCUUCAAGCCAAGCUUAUAUUGGGAUAUCUGAUGCACAAACUGAGGGCAAAUUCAUGUACCUCAGUGGUGGACCUUUAACUUACAGCAACUGGAAACCUGGAGAACCAAAUAAUAUGAAAAAUGAAGACUGUGCAGUAAUAGAAGACUCUGGAAAAUGGAAUGAUUUAGACUGUUCAAAUUCAAAUAUCUUCAUUAUUUGUGAAUUGUGAACAGCUGAUAAAUCGAGGAAAAUCAAUCCAACUUUCUUCUCUCGGUUAUGUGAUUGCGUUGAAGUUGGUUACUAUAUUGCAGAAUAGAAUAAUCAGAACCAAAUUAUAUUUACAGUGGUUUUCUCUUUGACAUCCAGUUUUGAAUCUCCUAAUGAAACAGACCUAUUUGUUCACUCAUUGUGAAUUGUUUACCAUGUGAUAUGCUGAAGACCUUAUGUUUGUGCUGUAGGCUUCAGAAAGGUUUAACUCCAUGUCAGCUCUAGUAUCAUGCCCUGGACUCAGUGCCUACUAACAUUUGAAAUGUAUUUUCUAUUUCAUGUCCUAGCACAAUCUGGCUUCUUAUGUUUAUCUGCAUUUUGUGAAUUGCUGAACUUAAAAUGUGAACCAAAAUAAAUUUUGAACAUUUAAA
This is a messenger RNA of Meleagris gallopavo (turkey), 1642 nucleotides long. The record is from RefSeq and is a predicted model, not a curated record. NCBI's taxonomy places the organism in Eukaryota, Metazoa, Chordata, Aves, Galliformes, Phasianidae.